AUGGGAAAGGCAAAGAAAACGAGGAAAUUCGCAGCCGUAAAGCGCAUGAUCAGUCCCAAGGACAUUCGCUUAAAAGAAAAUCAGGCGAAACAACAGAAAAAGGAAGAAGAGGCAAAGGCAAAAGCCGUUCGACGGGUUGCACCUGUUGCCUCGUCCUUGUUCCUGGCCCAUAACACUGCGCUAGUCCCCCCUUAUCGCGUCCUCAUAGAUACCAAUUUCAUCAAUUUCUCUCUCCAAAACAAACUCGAACUCGUUAGUGGAAUGAUGGACUGCCUAUAUGCCAAAUGUAUACCUUGCGUCACUGACUGUGUUAUGGCCGAGCUGGAGAAACUUGGUCACAAGUACCGUGUCGCUCUUCGCGUCGCUCGUGACCCCCGAUUUGAGCGUUUACGCUGUACACACCCCGGAACCUAUGCCGACGACUGUUUAGUGCAACGAGUUACUUCCCACAAAUGCUACGUCGUGGCGACGUGCGAUCGCGAACUCCGGCGGCGUAUUCGUCAAAUACCAGGCAUUCCACUCAUGUAUAUUGUUCGGAGGAAGUACGCCAUUGAGAGAUUGCCCGACCAGGGUGCGCCGACUUGA
Molecule: messenger RNA, 585 nt
Organism: Desarmillaria tabescens
Lineage: Eukaryota; Fungi; Basidiomycota; Agaricomycetes; Agaricales; Physalacriaceae
Product: Fcf1-domain-containing protein
Exons: 6
Coding region: 1-585 (194 amino acids)
Cellular component (GO): nucleolus; small-subunit processome
Source: RefSeq, a predicted model, not a curated record